UUUGUCAUCGUUCGCCUUCCUGACCACAGUGCAACCUGCAUCAAGGGCCAUCGCUCCACGACAUGCAACCAUGGAGAACGGCCAUUGCACGAAAUCAAGAAGAAGGGCCGUCCAUCCACGCAAUGCCUUCACUGUAAAGAGUUGCGUAAGGCCAAGCAAGUGAGCGUCCGUUGCAUUUGUGGCAAGGAGGAAGGUACAGAAGUGGACAAAUAUCUUUUCUGGCGCACAUCCAAGGCAUUAUACUGA
Messenger RNA from Gamsiella multidivaricata, 246 nucleotides. RefSeq lists its product as uncharacterized. The annotation marks the transcript as partial. NCBI's taxonomy places the organism in Eukaryota, Fungi, Mortierellomycota, Mortierellomycetes, Mortierellales, Mortierellaceae. The record is from RefSeq and is a predicted model, not a curated record. Gene Ontology annotation, biological process: positive regulation of transcription by RNA polymerase II; intracellular iron ion homeostasis; intracellular copper ion homeostasis. Gene Ontology annotation, cellular component: nucleus. The transcript is spliced from 2 exons. Gene Ontology annotation, molecular function: DNA-binding transcription factor activity, RNA polymerase II-specific; RNA polymerase II cis-regulatory region sequence-specific DNA binding; copper ion binding.